GCCUCUGCUCCGCCCUGGCCUCCCGCUGCCAGGAGCCGGCCUCGCUCGGGGAGCGGAGGCCGCAGGAUGCCGGGGGGGCCGCGGGCGGCCGAAGCGGGGCGGUUGCUGCCUCCUCGGGAUCCCCGCUCUUGCUCCCGUCCCGUUCCGUCCCGCCCGGUCGGGCAAAGUCCUCCGCCAUGAACGGGGAGAGGGGAGGCAGCCGCUCGGCCUUCCCCGGCCUCCCAGGGGAGGUGGUGCUGGAGGAGGCUGCGGGAGUGCGGCUGCGGUGCCGCGAAGGGGACGGCUCGGUGCCGGGCACCUUGGUCUGCACCAACCUCCGCGUCGCCUUCCUGGCCGCCCCCGGGCACGGCGUGCAGCCUCCCGUCGCCCCCCUGCAGAGCGAGCACAACGUGGCGCUGCCCUGCAUCCGCAAGCUGGUGGCAGGCAGCAGCUUCACCAAGCCCAAGGUGCUGACGGCCGCCUCCACCCUCAAGUUCAUCCCCGAGGAGCUGCUGAUUUUCUGCCGGGAUUUCCGCCUGCUGCGCUUCCACUUCCACGAGAACGGGCUGGCGCCCCAGGCGUACCGGGUGGCCAACGCCAUCGCCCAGGCGCGGGAGACGGCCACGUGGCCGGGGGACAGCGGGGACGGGGACGGCUGCUCCCGGGCAGAAGCCAAGCCGGAGGAGGAGGAGGAGGGUGAAGAUGAGGAAGGCUCGGCCCCCACGCUGCUCUUCGAGAGCCUCCACGACUGGGAGAAGGAGCUGAAGCGCCAGGGCGCCGCGGGCUGGAGGGUGAGCGCCAUCAACGAGCGCUUCGACAUGGCCCCCAGCCUGCCCCGCUACCUGUGGGUGCCCAGCGGGCUCCUGGACCACGACCUCAAGCGGACGUUCGCCCACUUCGAGGAGCGCCGCGUGCCCCGGCUCUGCUGGCACCACCCGGGCGGCAGCGACCUGCUGAGAUCCGCCGGCUUCCACGCGGCCUCGGAGCCGGGCAGUGAGGACGUGAGGUGCCUGGAGGCUCUGCUGCGGGCGGGCCGCGGGCCGUGCGUGCUGGCCGACGCCGCCGAGCUGCCCACCCUGGCCGACAUCCAGCUUGCCCACCUCAAGCUGUGGGCGCUCUGCCUGCACGGCGCGGCGGCCGAGGAGAAGUGGCUCUCGGCGCUGGAGGCGACGCGCUGGCUGGACCACGUCCGCGCCUGCUUGAGGAAAGCCGUCGAGGUGGCAUCGCUGCUGGCGGGGCGCCGCUGCUGCGUCCUCCUGCAAGAGCCGUCCGACCGGGACCUCAACUGCCUGCUGGCCUCCCUGGUGCAGCUCCUGGCGGACCCCCACGCCCGGACCCUGCCCGGCUUCCAGAGCCUGGUGCAGCGCGAGUGGGUGGCAGCCGGCCACCCCUUUCCCCGCCGCCUCGGCCUGCGGCGCGACAGCCCCCGGGAGGAGGCGCCCGUGUUCCCGCUGUUCCUGGACUGCACGUGGCAGCUGGUGCGGCAGUUCCCGGCGGCCUUCGGCUUCACCGAGGCGUACCUGCUGGCCCUGCACGACAGCAGCUUCCUGCCCUACUGCGGCACCUUCCUCUUCAGCUGCCAGCGCCAGCGGGGCCGCGGCGGCCCGCAGCAGCCCCGCAGCCAGACCUACACGCCGGUGAACGGCUGGUGGGACCCCCCCCCGGGCAGGGGGGGCAGCGCCGCCAGCCGCCUGCCCCCAGUUUGGGACUGGGCGCUGCGCUACAGCCCGCAGCAGCAGGCGCGGUUUCGGAACCCGGCGGGGGUCCCCAGCACCGUGGGACCCCCCGACACCGCGAACCCCCAGACCACGGGCACGCCCGCCGAUGCCUGGCCUGGGCCAGGAGCCGGGGACGUCUUCGCUCUGGCCAAGGGCUCGCUGUGUCCCCAGCCCUUCCCGUGGCGCAGCGGCCGCCCCCCCCCACGCUUGCUCCGCUGGGCCCCCUCCCUGGAGAGCCUCAGCGAGCGGGGGGGCGGCUCGGGGGGCAGCCCCGUCCCCGCGCCCCCCCGGGGGCUGCUGCUGCCCUGCGCCGCGGGGCCCUCGGUGCGGCUCUGGCGCCGCUGCUACCUGCGGGGCCUGCCCGAGGCCCAGCGCGGGCGCUUCGCCCCGUCUCCGGCCGGCCUGGCGGAGGAGCUGACGCUGCUGCAGGACCGCCUCAGCGCCUGGCAAGCGCAGGGACCCCGCACCAGGGCCGCCGGCAGCCCCCUGGCACCGUCGCGAUGAGGGAUGGGGGAAAAGGAAAAGAACCCCGGGGGGGGGGGGGCGGGAAACGAACGCCGCCGGGACAGAGCCGGCCCUUGGGGGGGGGGGAGCUGACCCCGGGGCUCCCCUGCGGGUUUUUUUUUUUGGGGGGGAAAGCCCCCAAAGCUCCCCGCGGCCUCUCCACUGCUGCCUCCCUGCUCCUCGCCGGGGCUCUUGUGGCUUUUUGGGGCCGGGGACAGCUUUUUGGGGCCAGCGCCGGCUUUUUGGGGCCGUCACAGGCUUUUUGGGGCCAGCACCGGCUUUUUGGGGCCGUCACAGGCUUUUUGGGGCCAGCGCCGGCUUUUUGGGGCCAGCACCGGCUUUUUGGGGCCAUCACAGGCUUUUGGGGGCCAGCACCGGCCUUUUGGGGCCAUCACAGGCUUUUUGGGGCCAGCGCCGGCUUUUUGGGGCCGUCACAGGCUUUUUGGGGCCAGCGCCGGCUUUUUGGGGCCAUCACAGGCUUUUGGGGGCCAGCACCGGCCUUUUGGGGCCAUCACAGGCUUUUUGGGGCCAGCGCCGGCUUUUUGGGGCCAUCACAGGCUUUUUGGGGCCAGCGCCGGCUUUUUGGGGCCGUCAUAGGCUUUUUGGGGCCGUCACAGGCUUUUUGGGGCCGUCACAGGCUUUUUGGGGCCGACGCAGGCUUUUUGGGGCCAGCUCCUACCAUGCUGCUCCCCGGCUGCUCUGGAGGAGGCCGAGCACCCCAGGAGUGCCGCGGGCGCCCCAGCACAGCCGAUUUCCCCUUUUUUUGCCUUAAAUUCCUUGCUACCUCCACGUGCCUCGGGGCUGGGCUCACCACCCCGGGCCCACGCGUCCGGCCCCGCCACGGGGUCGCUUUGCUCCCACACGAGCCGAGCUUUGCUGGGAGCCCAGCGCCAGGCCUCUGUCGGCGACACACUGUCGCGAUACGGGAGGGGCGGGGACCCCAGGGCUUGGCCACGGGAAGAGGCCGGGACCCGCCGGGGCUGUGAAGAGAACGGGGCUCUGAGCGCUGGCGGCCCCCGGCCGUGCACUUUUAUCGAGGUUUAUGUCGGGAGCUCGCCCGCACGCGGCGGUUUGCACUUUUUAUUGAGGUUUGUGUCGGGGAGCUCAAUAAAGCGGCCUGCGGGCA
Messenger RNA from Cygnus olor (mute swan), 3327 nucleotides. RefSeq names its product myotubularin related protein 11 (gene MTMR11). NCBI's taxonomy places the organism in Eukaryota, Metazoa, Chordata, Aves, Anseriformes, Anatidae. The record is from RefSeq and is a predicted model, not a curated record. Bases 177 to 2201 code for a protein of 674 amino acids. The transcript is spliced from 15 exons.